AUGGUUGGUGACGAAGACAUGGAAAAACGUAUCUUUGUAAAAGGUUUUCCACGUGAGACAACUCAGGAUGAUCUAAAGACAAUUUUUGAAGUCUAUGGCACAGUGAAGCAUGUAAACAUUGUGAUUGAUCGAAAAAAUGGCAUGGCAAAAUACGGCUUUGUUACCUUUGAAUCCAAAGAUGUGCGAAAUACUUUGUGCAAGGAAAAGUUCGUCAAAUUUCAGGAUAAAACCCUGUGUAUUGACGAGGCGUAUCGAAGAAAGGCUUUUCCUGAAAAGAUUGGCGAUAGUGCAGCUCGCGGACACGGGUUCAAGAAAGAUUUUCAGUCUGCUAUGGAUUACUCAUUUUCUAUGGCACCGAUAGGCUACAAUCUGUGGCAGUAUAGACAAAACCCUGUCUAUGUUCCGACCGUUCAAGCCCCAACCAUUGCUCAGAUAUCUUCCCCGAGAUACCAAACUGGUUGUAUGUCCAGCACCCAUCAAGUUUUUACAACAGUAUUGGUGCAAGGAAACCCAAACCCAUCGACCUUUGCCCAAAGCUUGAAUUCUGGCGAGCAAUUUUUAUUUCAAAUGCCACGAGCAAGUUACUUCGAUGGUUACCACGAUUACCAAACCAUUCCCUCGUUAGGCUCGUUUACAGCCCUGCCUUCGAUACAUGACAAAAACAAGACAGCCACCGAAAGUGGAAUGAGCAUUUUGACGAAUGAGUCCAUAUCUAUGACUCCAAAGGCUAGAGGGAAAAAAUCAUUUCAGCCUUAUGUUACUAAAAACGAAGACGAAAAAAAAGAAGCAGCAAGUGAGAGUUCACGUGUUCCUGUGGUUGCCGUCUUGCCUACCACCAAAGAAAUUAUUAGUCCAUAA
Molecule: messenger RNA, 858 nt
Organism: Dendronephthya gigantea
Lineage: Eukaryota; Metazoa; Cnidaria; Anthozoa; Malacalcyonacea; Nephtheidae
Product: RNA-binding protein 38-like
Exons: 2
Coding region: 1-858 (285 amino acids)
Molecular function (GO): RNA binding
Source: RefSeq, a predicted model, not a curated record